Messenger RNA from Notothenia coriiceps (black rockcod), 1327 nucleotides. RefSeq names its product metabolism of cobalamin associated C (gene mmachc). Gene Ontology annotation, cellular component: cytoplasm. The transcript has 5 exons. NCBI's taxonomy places the organism in Eukaryota, Metazoa, Chordata, Actinopteri, Perciformes, Nototheniidae. The record is from RefSeq and is a predicted model, not a curated record. Gene Ontology annotation, molecular function: demethylase activity; FAD binding; cyanocobalamin reductase (cyanide-eliminating) (NADP+) activity. Gene Ontology annotation, biological process: cobalamin metabolic process. The coding region runs from base 83 to 880 and encodes 265 amino acids.
AGAAAAGGCAAGACAACUCUGACAACGGUUAAUUAAAAAACACCAUAUCCCACAAUCCAAAGCUUUGUAUUGACAUGCAGCAAUGGCGGCUUCCACUGCCAAUGUGGAAAGCAUAACAGCACUGUUGGAUAACUAUUUAUCAAAAGUUGGAUUUGAAGUUUACCCUCUGAAGGUCGGAUGGUAUAACUCUCUGCUUCCUCCCACCCUGCGCCUCGCUCAACCAGAUGACUGCCUGGCUGUGGUGGUGCUCAGCACUCCUGCUUUGUUUGAACAAGCCUUCCUGCCCUUCAUGGAGGAGAGGGGCUGCCAGGGACUGUCUGACCCCAUAGACCAGUGUGUCAAACGCUGCGUGUCCUCUGCUGUGUCCCAGUGUUUCCCAGGACAGGAAGUGGAUGUGAGGUACGACUACGAGCUGCUUCCCAGCAGGAAGCCGAAGUUCUUGGCACAGACUGCGGCUCACGUGUCCGGAGCAGCUUUUUACUACCAACAGUCUGAUGUCAAAGACCAACCCUGGGCUGAAAAGAUGUUCGGAGUGUGUGUGCAUCCGAGGUUCGGGGGCUGGUUUGCCAUCCGCGCCCUGUUGGUGUUUGGAGGUGUGACGGUGGGCUCUGAGAUGGUGCAGCCUCCUCCUCCUGACUGUGUGCCGUCCAGAGAGGGCAGGAUUCAGCUGCUUGAAGCCUUCAACUAUCGCUGGCAGGACUGGAGCUACAGAGACAUCGUCCGCCCGGUCCAGAUCUACUCUCAGAAACAAAAAGACUACUUUGCAACUCCUCCUGCUGAGCGGUGUGCUCUGCUAAAGACUUGGGGUUUCUUUUCGAGGGAAAGCGAUCAACCUGAUCCAACAUCAGACACAGAGAGUCAGGUGACCGGACAUGGCUGAAACAGCUGAAGAGUGGAAGUAUUGCAGAUCCUCUCUGAGAACAAACCUCCACUGCUGAGCUUGUAAGGCUUUGCUGAAAACUUUUUAAGGUACGAGGGAUACUUUUCAGGCACCUGCGCAUGAACAUCAACUGCUUUAUGGCCUUCUUAUGAUGUGUUUCAUCAUAGUCUUCUCUACAUUUGUCCACACCAUUGAGAAAAAGUAGUUCCUAGCAUCUGAAACAGGAACAUACUUGGAUCUAUGAAUAUGUUUUAAAAAUUGGCGCAAAAUUUGGUGCUUGUGCAAACUGUGUGAGUUUGUUUAAACCAAUUAUUUUGAGAUAUUAUUUUUUAAAAGGAACAUUGUACGUUCUGGUAAAUGAACCCAAAGAGAACAAACACUCCUUCUGGAAUAUUUACAUUUGCUUAUAUUUUGAGGCCAUAAAAUAAACAAAAGAUUAAUGUAUGA